Cladocopium goreaui is the source of this 2678-nucleotide messenger RNA. The record is from the annotation of a GenBank genome assembly. Lineage: Eukaryota; Dinophyceae; Suessiales; Symbiodiniaceae.
UUGCAGCCAUGCUUAAAAUGCUAUUGUGCCAUGCUCCUGCGCCAGUGCUCAGCCCUUCACCGCGGCCAGUGCCUACCAGCUCCCCAGGCUUCGUUUCCGGCGAGCGGCGAUGGCGCCAGGGUGCUGCGACGGUGCUGGGGCUGACCUCCGUGGCAUGGAAAAAGAAGCGGCGGCAGCGCCGCGCCGUGGAAGGAUCCACCGAAGCUCCAGCGGGUGAGGCACGACUGCCAGAACGGAUCCGACGAAUUGCAGCAGAGUUGCGAAAACUGGAAAGUAUCACCAGUGCAUACAGCCAAAUUGCUCCUUAUGGAUUUCCACAGAAGAGCACCCCAGAAGGGCUGGCAGCCAUGAAUGAGCUAGAACAUUUGAUCAAUGGGGAACUUGAGCUUGACAAUCAAGAGGCGCAGCUGCUGGUAGCAAGCCUUCAACACGAGAAGAGUGAGUUUGGCCAAAUUGUGUCAGAAGCUCUGCAUAUUUUACGAGAGGGGAAGGACCAUCCUGCCUUCCCUGCAGCACAAGAAAUCAUCGAUUUGCUGGGCCGCGCCGAUGCCAAUGGAGAUACUCAGGUGGAUCCCGCACCUGCUUGGCCGUUGCCGCCCAGUGAAUCAGAUUCAGCUCCCAACGCGCAAAAUGCGCGCUGGCCGAUUCUGGCGGCGCUGGAUCAGACCUGUAAGGACGGUGAACGAAGCUUGGGCCUGGCUGAAGCGGAGUUGUACAUGGAACCAGGGCAACAAAGCCAACCCAAAGCGAUGACAUUGAAGAAAAUUUUGAAGGCUGCGCCAUCCCACAAGGUGCUUGGUGCAGCAGAGACACCCAUCACUGGUGUUGUGGACGUCAUGGAACGUGCUAUCCCCGGUGAUUUAUUGCUGGUGGAGGUGGAUGAUACAAGUUUCGACCAGGAGUUCAUCAACAGCACCUUGGAGGAAGCAGAUUCCCGCGAGGUGUCUGCAGUGGUUUUCUUGGCUCAGACCGUUGAUCUGAAGCUAUUGAAGGUGAGCUGGGAAGGAGAGCAGAGAACCUCUGUGAAAGCUGCCACUGUCCUGCCACAAGUCACCAAAGGUCAAGCCUUGGCCUUGUCCUUGGCACGUGCGUUUUUUGCCACGCAAAAGAUGGGCCGAAAGAUGAUGAAGAUCGCUGUUGUGGGCGACCAUUUGGAAGUCCGAAGUGCAUCCUGGCUUUUGUUCAAGAUUCUGGAAAUCUAUGCUGGAGCCUCAAAGACAGGCUUCAUCAACAACCGCUGUUCCAUGAUUGCCCAAAGUUCUCUUGGCACUGGAAUGCUCACGAGAUGCACAGUCGAGGAGAUCUUGGCUGGAAUGAACGCAGCUGAAGUGGACUUCUGCGUGGCUGAAGUGCUGCCCGGAUCGGACAGCUUUGACCAUGUGGACUUUGAUCUAGUGGUUGACUUGGGUGGAGAUGCCACCAUUUCUGCUGCGCGGCUGGUCAGCCCGAAGAACGGGAAGAGUGAAACGAAAGGAAAGGGCAAGGUGAGCUACAGCUUCGAAAUUCCCAGAGUUCAAGUAGCAGACUUGGAGGACUAUGCAAAGCUCACGAAGAAUGAAGUAAGUGAGGAACUGGAACGUCGAGGAGUUGAUAUUUCUCCAGCUGCCAGUACUAAGAAGGAGCUACUAGAGAAACUUCAGGAGCUCUUGGUCAGUACUGAUCCUGAGCCACGGCCAUCAAAAACGGAUAAAAACGGCCAGAAUCUGCAUGCGAGCUUCACAUCUGUCGGACUCAGAGGUUUGGAGCUGAACUUGAUGGGUCUUGGAAUGGACGAGCAACUCAUCUUGCCCAGUUUGGGCCUCUGCAGUCCCAAUGCCAUCACCGCGGCCAUUUGUGCUGCCUAUGUCCUGGCAGAGGAUGCCACUGCCGUGUGGCAGCAAUGUCUGGCGAAGCUGCCACAGAUCCCACCGCCCCCGGCGACGCUGGAGCUGUUCACAGCUGAAGCCCCGAGCGCGGGCAUCGCGGGCGUUUUGCACCAAGCCUCUUCGCCCAAAGAGGUGAAACUGGCCUUAGAGGCCAUGGCAGAGGUGAUGAGCAGCGAUCGAAAGGCCACAUUCACGGUGGUUUUUGGCUGUGAUGGUGAGGUUUCCAGGGGAGACCGAGCCAAAUAUGCAUGGGCACUGGCAGAACAUUGUGAUAGGAUUGUGCUUACAUCUGCAAGUCCUGGUGUGGAGCCGCCUAUGCAAAUUAUUGAAGACAUACUGGAGGCGAUUCGAGGAUAUCGCACCUGGAAGAAGAAGAAGACCCUGCUGGAGGUCUUUGUGAUUUCAGAUCGAGCAGAUGCCAUCAAGCUGGGGGCCAUCACACCGAAACGGGAUGGCGAAGCACCUGAUGUUACCCUAGUGUUUGGAAGUGACCAAGACUCCUAUGACGCCACGGAUGAGUUGGGCCAGCUUCGCUCCUGGCUCUUCCACGAUCGCCGGCUCCUCAGCGAGGCCCUGGAGCUCUCGGAGGAGCUCCGGGAGGACGGGACGAUGCCACCCUGGCUCGAGGGCUCCAUGGGAAAGCGCUUCGUUGUGCCGGGGAGAUCGCUCCACUGGUCCUAUGGGAUUGAGAUAUCAAGUGAUGGACAUAUGCAAAUGUUUCUGUGAGAUCAAAAUUCUGCGGUGCGUUGUCAUGUGAGUGUCCGUCCAACAUUACGUCUGAUGCGGGUUUGAACUUCCCAGGAAAAGCCGUAU